Messenger RNA from Rotaria sordida, 288 nucleotides. Lineage: Eukaryota; Metazoa; Rotifera; Eurotatoria; Philodinida; Philodinidae. The record is from the annotation of a GenBank genome assembly.
AUGAGUCAUAAUGAAAGUCAAAUAAAGGACGAAUUUUUUCAAGAUGUUGAAAAAUAUCCAUAUAAAACAGUUAGUCAUGCAUUACAGAUUAUUCUACGAACAUUAAUACAAAAUUAUGGUAUUGAUGGUGAAACCGAUCAAUUAGUUGAUAUGCAUAAAUUUGGUGUAUACGAACCAAUUGCUGUAAAAAUGCAAUCAAUAAAAACAGCUUUUGAAACUACUGUUUUAUUACUUCGCAUUGAUGAUAUUGUACCUUAUGCAAAGAAAGCAAGUAUGUUAGCAGAAUGA